AUGUUUUACGCUUUACAAAACAUACGCCGUAGACGAUCCAGGUGCUCUUUCAGGUGCAACGGGUGGUGCUCUAGCAGAACAGGUGGUGUUCUCUCUGGUGGCGGAACAGGUGUUGUUCAUUGCGGUGGCGGGAAAAGGAGUUGGUAUUUGGUCAGAAGGGUUCGCGGUAGUGGAGGAACUGGAGUUGCGGAACCUCUGUUCCAAAGGCCUAAAACUAGUGGGCCCCGGCGGUUGGUGGCCCAUGGGCAUCAUCUGCUGCUGAGUCAUCGCGGGCUGUGGCUGCUGCACCAGAGACACCAUCGGGCUGACCAUGUAAGAAGGAGGGCCCGGAUGAGGUGGCAAGGGCCCAAGCCCAUUGUACUCGUACGGGCCCGUCAUGCUGCCAGAUGGCUGCUGCACAUACUGCAGAGAAGAAGAAGGAUUGGGAAUAGAAUGGUAGUGGGCCUGCGAUCCGGAGAUUUGGGCCGAUGGUGGUGGGCCCACCAUGACCGAUUGACUCCAGGGCCCAUUACAGGCCCAUGGUGGUUUUCGGGCUUUGAUGUGGUGAACCCGGCAUUUUGGGCCUCCUCGGCAGCGAAAGUGGAGAGGACGGACGUCAUUAUGUAUUGGGAUGAGGUGGAAGCAGUGAGUUUGUCGGCAACUUCGGCGGCAAUUGCGGCAGCCGAUUUUUUGGACUUGUUGGUGGCUUUGGGUCGAACGUAUGAUCUUCGUCAUCCAAACGUGUGCGCAUGUCAGCAACUUCUUCUACUUGUGCCUGUGCUACCUGGAAUAGUUUGA
Striga asiatica is the source of this 777-nucleotide messenger RNA. Lineage: Eukaryota; Viridiplantae; Streptophyta; Magnoliopsida; Lamiales; Orobanchaceae. The record is from the annotation of a GenBank genome assembly.